AUGUCCUUCAAGCCAGAGUUGUUCGAGGACGAAGAGGGCAAGAAGUUGCCCUUGGCUCUCGAAAAUGAACUGUUCAUCCUGCAGCGAGCGAAGAUCACUUUCCAGUGCAAGACCCCCGACCAUGCUGUCUUCAAAAGCAAAGGUCGGAUCUACUGCACUACUCAGCGCAUUAUCUUCGUAGCCGAGAAGGGUGUUACACAGCACGGGUGCUUCUUCGAGGCAUUUGAAAUCCCGCUUGUGAAAAUGACCGAUGAAAAAUUUAACCAGCCGAUCUUCGGCGCCUGCAGCAUUUCUGGACUUGUUGCUGCUAACGAAGAUAUUGGUGGCGGGAAUUUUUCGUGGAAGGUGACAUUCGCCAACGGCGGCACCGGAAUUGUCUUGCCGGUGUUCUUGCGGUUGAUGGAAAAACGAAAGAAGAAAGAGGAGAUCGAUAUGAACUUUGUGCAGAAUCAGAAGAAGGCAUUCGUCGACCCGAACGAUCCGACUGUGAUUUAUAUUGCGCAACCUAUCAAGCCUGUAAGCGCUGUUCAGACCACGUAAGGAAGCCAAAGUGGACCACCAUACUGGCAUUAUCCCAUCAUGCUAAAACAUAUAAUAGUGUCUUUGUCACUG
Phytophthora nicotianae INRA-310 is the source of this 612-nucleotide messenger RNA. RefSeq lists its product as hypothetical. The transcript has 5 exons. Gene Ontology annotation, biological process: positive regulation of DNA-templated transcription. NCBI's taxonomy places the organism in Eukaryota, Oomycota, Peronosporomycetes, Peronosporales, Peronosporaceae. Gene Ontology annotation, cellular component: nucleus. Gene Ontology annotation, molecular function: transcription coactivator activity; chromatin DNA binding. The coding region runs from base 1 to 540 and encodes 179 amino acids. The record is from RefSeq and is a predicted model, not a curated record.